AUGAAGCCGUCGGAGCGACAUCCGCUCAGUCGGCGUCAUUCAUCCACUCUCCACUACCAGACUUUCGACACUCCGCCUCCGAAGUCGCGUGGAAGACCGAACUCAGGUCAGUCUGAGUCCUCGGGUCGGGUCCUGUAUCAACCGCAAGAUGGGUCGCAUCAUUCCAGACCGGGGCCUCACUCCCCGUUGCCAAAGAAGCAGAUGGCAGUACUGGCGAUGAUCUCCUUAUGCGAACAGACGGCAUUCAACUCCAUCAGCCCUUACCUACCCGAAAUGGUGUCGUCGUUCCCCGAGGUGGGGCCCGGAAUGGUCGGUGUAUAUGUUGGGACUCUUGCCACCGCGUUCGCGAUAGCGCAGUUUAUAACCAAUUACUUCUGGGGGUGGCUAUCCGAUCGAGUGGGACGGAGACCAGUUAUCCUACUGGGUACCAUCCUGACCGCGGCGGGUUUUCUCACCUUCGGAUUCUGCAAAACACUGGUACAAGCCAUUAUUGUGCAGGCUGUAAUGGGGGCCGUCAACGGAAACCAAGUACUGGUGUCCACCUGCCUGGGUGAAAUCACGGAUCGCAGCAACCAGUCCAAAGCCUUCACCUAUCUCCCCGUCCUCUAUGGUGUGGGGGGGAUCACUGGUCCCCUCCUUGGUGGCCUAUUGGUCUUCCACCAUAUUCCAUGGGAUCCAAGCAAGCCGAACCCGUACCCAUAUCUCUCUCCGAAUGUCCUAUCCGCAGGAAUCCUUGUGAUAGACUUCGUACUCUCGGUGAUGUUUCUCGAAGAGAGCCUGGAAGACGCUGACAGUCUCCCGAAGAUCAAGCACAGAAUCCGUUCGUUUUUCUCCUGUCUCUGGAGUUCGGCGAAGUGUGCACGAUGGGUGCAAUCACCCCGUCACAUUGGACACCAUGCGAUGGAGUCCCAGGAUCACGACAGUGAGCUAGACUCGGCCUCAGAGGCAUCAAGCCACCGGGGGCCUCGCCGGGAGAAUCUUUUACAUGAGAUUUGGAAUCGGGAUACAGUCCUACUUCUUGCCACGUACUUUAUUUUCGCCCUGUGUAACAUCUCGUUCAACGCGCUUUUCCCCAUUUUCUCCCAAGCUGCGCCUCCCACCGGUCGUGGCCUGACUCCCGAAGAAAUCGGCCUGGCGCAAGGGUUUUCCGGCUUUGUCACGAUCGUCUUCCAGAUAUGCAUCUUCGGCAAGCUCCGCGAAAAAAUGGGUAAUCGCUGGUCCUACCGAGCUGGUCUUUUCGGGUUCGUGGUCUCGUUUAUCCUGAUGCCCUUUGUGGGAUACAAGGGAGAUGAUAUCAACAGCCACCUGAGCGGCAAGUCUGCUUUGAUGGCUGUGGAGUUAUGCUUCGUCCUGCUGGUUAAGACUGUCGCCACCGUGGGCGGCCUGACCAGUGCUUUGCUCCUUAUAACCAAUUCUGCCCCUGAUCAUGCCGUCCUGGGCGCUCUCAAUGGUUUCGCCCAGACCCUCGCCGCAGCCGGCCGUGCCGUGGGUCCAUUCCUCUCUGGCGGACUCUUCUCCCUUGCAUUGCGGAUCGAACCCAAGGGAGAAGCCAUGGCCUUUGGCGUAUUCGCCGCCGCUUCCUUCGUCGGGUUUAUACUGAGUUUCAGCAUACGCGGCCACUCCCUCGAAGCGGACGACUAUGACAACGACAGUGACGAAACCUACAAAUCUGACGAGGAGGACACCCCCCCUUAUGAGCGAGAGAGAAGAGGGUAG
Molecule: messenger RNA, 1716 nt
Organism: Aspergillus tanneri
Lineage: Eukaryota; Fungi; Ascomycota; Eurotiomycetes; Eurotiales; Aspergillaceae
Product: MFS transporter
Exons: 2
Coding region: 1-1716 (571 amino acids)
Biological process (GO): transmembrane transport
Molecular function (GO): transmembrane transporter activity
Source: RefSeq, a predicted model, not a curated record